AUGCAUCAAACUAUUCUUCUGCUGCCAAUUGUGGCUAUGUUCGUGUCUGCAGUGGUGAUUCCUAGCCCACCUGGACCAUAUGAUGUAUUUUACAACACGGCGAGCAUGGUCGACCAUACUAGAAUUGAUCCCUUUGAUCCCAAUCACGGACCCCGCAAGGUCAUGACUUCGAUAUUUGCCCCCACUCACUGCAGGGUUGAUCUUGAGAAGAGAGAUUACCUCCCCGCCGCAACAUCGAAAUACUACUCCGACCUAUACAGCACAUAUGGAUUUCCCAAUGGGUCACUUCGAUCUAUCUAUUUCCAGUCAUGCCCAGAGUCGCCAAGAGGGCGUCACAUUCCGUUCCCAGUGGUGAUUUUUUCACCUGCUCUCGGCACGACGCGGCUGUUUUACAAUGCAAUUGCACAAUCUGUGGCUAGCGCUGGGUACAUCGUGGUGUCUAUUGACCACCCCUAUGAUACCGAGUUCUUAGAGUUUCCGGACGGAAGCGUCGUGACUGCUGCAAAUAUCAGUGACGCGCAGAUUCCGCUGGAUGUCGAUACCCGAGCUCGAGAUGUCAUGUUUGUGCUGGAUCAGCUGAGCACCAAGGUUGGCGUAGCAUCUCUACUCCCCGGGGUGCGAUCUGCAGGCUUGAGGACUCGGCGAGUCGCGAUGUACGGCCACUCGCUCGGGGGCGCAGCCACCGCGGAAGCUAUACGCUUGGACCGUCGGAUUGUUGCAGGUGCGAAUCUGGAUGGGUCAAUGUUUGGACCCGUGGUUCAAGAAGGGCUUCGGGGUUCAUUUCUCCUGUUCGGGCACGAAAAUAAAACCCAGACAACAGACCCGUCAUGGGCAGAGUUCUGGUCGAAUCUGCGGGAUUGGAGAUUGGAGCUGGAACUAGCCCAGGCUCAACAUUACACAUUCUCCGACUUGCCCUAUUUAUUCAAGCUCCUGGGUCUGCCUGUUCAAAACAUACCGGCCAUGCAAAAGAGGAUUGGGACUCUAGACGGGCUCAGGGCAUUUGAAAUUGUUCACCAAACCGUCAUUUCCUUUUUAGGAUUUGGGCUUCGUCAAACAUCAAUGGAUCCCAUCCGAGAAGCUAUUUCACAAUAUUCUGAGAUAUCGGUCGUUGCGCGUUGA
Molecule: messenger RNA, 1119 nt
Organism: Aspergillus affinis
Lineage: Eukaryota; Fungi; Ascomycota; Eurotiomycetes; Eurotiales; Aspergillaceae
Product: PAF acetylhydrolase family protein
Exons: 1
Coding region: 1-1119 (372 amino acids)
Molecular function (GO): 1-alkyl-2-acetylglycerophosphocholine esterase activity
Source: RefSeq, a predicted model, not a curated record